GUUAGACCAAUGUUUGGAGAGCUGAACGAUAAAUCUAGUCGUGAGUUUACGCUUCAAUAUUAAAUACACAUACAUACAAAAAUACUAUUUAUUUUGGCUCAAUGAUCCAAAAGUGAAUCCUGGCCUCCGAAAUAAGAGAUCGCCACCUGUCCGGAUCCUGCGCAGUUUACAGGUUCUCAAAUGCUUCUAAUCUGGUUGCUCCUGAUCCCGUCAGCGGCCUGCGUGGUCUGUAAAACCGCCUGCGACCUCUGCGCCAUGUCCACCAGGAAGGAAACCGCCGCUUGUGCUCUAUGCAGAGAUUGCAAGAGAUCCGGAAGUCGUCCAUCUAAAGAUCUGAGAGAAUUGGAGAAGUUAGAGUUCAAACAGGUGAUGAAGGAGUACGGAUUGAAGCCAGAAGACCUGAUAGAUACUGACGAGGAUCUUAAGCAGGAGCCGAACGAGGAACAGCAUACAUAUGAUGAGAACCUGCAGGAAGUGCAGGAAGUGCAGGAAAAUCAGGAAAAAACGAAAAGUACUAAAAAAUUCAACAGGACUACUACUACUAUAGAUCCUAGAGCUUGUUUAGGCGAACUUCUGUGCUAUGACGUCAAUGAUUCAACGGAAGAGGACUUCAGUGGCAAACUGCUAAAAAAAGAAAUUAAUGGGAAGAAAAAGAAAUGCCGUUCCAUUUGUUCCCCAGGUUUCACACCCAAGCGUCUCAGGCCCAGGUCUACGACUUGUCCUCCUGUCACACCGUGCUUAAAGACCUUGAAGAGGGUUACACAGAAGAUGUUUUUUACACGCUCGACGCUACCUCCGUUUGAGUUUAUUACAAGCAACAUACAGAAAGACUACGAUUUAAAUGAUCAAGCAUGUCCAACUCAGCCCAGUUGCUCAGAUGACGAGGAUAACGAUUAUGAAAUACCAGUAACAACAAGGGGACCUGUUUCUCGGCCAAAGAUAACCAGGAAGACAUGCUGUCCCAAGGAACUGCUUAAACUGCUGUCCACACCAUUGCUGCCCUGUAUGCCGUGUAUGCCUGUAUGCCAAGUACCUUGCGGUGGUGUGUCACAGUCAACACAGACACCGUCCGUGACAACAUAUACGCCUGAAGAUUCCAAUGAAUCUUUUAUUACAAUUAAACCAAUGACAGCCAAGAUAACGCCACUCGUGAACAGCGAUGAGAAUAAAAUCCUAUCUAAAGAAGAAAUUAAUACAGCACCUUCGGUUUUCACUGAAGAGACGACGAAAGACUACCUCUAUGUAUAUGUAGGCGUUCCUAAAGACGUAAAUAAUAUACGUAAAGGUUAAAACA
Messenger RNA from Leguminivora glycinivorella, 1294 nucleotides. RefSeq lists its product as uncharacterized. The transcript is spliced from 5 exons. Lineage: Eukaryota; Metazoa; Arthropoda; Insecta; Lepidoptera; Tortricidae. Bases 181 to 1290 code for a protein of 369 amino acids. The record is from RefSeq and is a predicted model, not a curated record.